Cottoperca gobio is the source of this 1081-nucleotide messenger RNA. RefSeq names its product P2Y purinoceptor 4-like. Gene Ontology annotation, cellular component: plasma membrane. The transcript has a single exon. Gene Ontology annotation, molecular function: G protein-coupled ATP receptor activity; ATP binding; A1 adenosine receptor binding. Bases 68 to 1081 code for a protein of 337 amino acids. NCBI's taxonomy places the organism in Eukaryota, Metazoa, Chordata, Actinopteri, Perciformes, Bovichtidae. The record is from RefSeq and is a predicted model, not a curated record. Gene Ontology annotation, biological process: phospholipase C-activating G protein-coupled receptor signaling pathway.
GCCUCCAGAGGAAGCCUUCUGCGACCUGGAUACAGAUCGAAGUUUAUCGCUGGUCCAGCUCUACGUGAUGCCUUCCUUCUUCUUGGCGGUGCUGAUCCUCGGCCUGCCCCUCAACCUGCUCUCCCUCUGGGUUUUCUUCCACCGCCUGCGGCGCUGGACCCGCAGCACGGUGUUCCUUUUCAACCUGACCCUGGCUGACACCUCGUGGCUGAUGGCCCUGCCUUUUCUCAUCAACUUCCACCAGGACCACCUCUACUGGAAGCUGGGGCUGCCGCUUUGCAUGGCUGUGAGGAUGUUCUACCACAACUACUUCUACCUCAGCAUUUACUUCGUCACCUGCAUCAGUGUGGACAGAUACCUGGGCAUCGUGCACCCUCUGCGCUCUCUGGUGCUGCUAGGUCGGAGGCAGACCUGCCUGCUGUGUGUGGCUGUCUGGGCGGCCACUCUGCUCCUCAGCAUACCUGUUGCCAGCAUGUCUCUGAUCCAGACUUGCCCCGGGAGCAACCGCACCAUCUGUACCUUGUAUAUACUGCUGAGCGAGACCGAGGAGACCCUCCCUUAUUCCCUCUUUUGUUCCAUCGUCGGCUUCCUCUUCCCGCUGCUCUCCAUCUGCUACUGCGGCCUGUGCAGUGUCAGAGAACUGCGCCAGCGGUCCUGCCGCCCCGACCCGAACCACCAGCAGCGGCGGCUCCGGCGGGUGCUGAGCGCAGCGCUGGUUUUAUUUGCCCUGAUUUACCUGCCCUACCACCUGAGCCGUAACGCUGCCAUCGUGAUGCGGACAGUCUACCCUGACAGCCCCGCCUCCUGGAGGCACGCAGACCUGGCCUUCUCCCUGGAGAUGUGCUUCUGCAGCCUCAUCAGCUGCAUCAACCCUCUGUUCAGCUGCUUCAUAGGCCGCCAAUUCAGGAAGGAGUUCCAAGCCACUUUUUCAGUAAUGUUUUCCCAAUGUCCAGGCACGCAGGAGGCCUCAAUGAUAUCUAAGAGGACCCGGAUGACGGUAAGGAAAAGGCAAGGGAUGUCUACUGUCACACCUGUGUGCGCACUACCUGCACCUGGAUCCAAAGGAGCUGGAGAAUUGUAA